This is a messenger RNA of Arachis ipaensis, 903 nucleotides long. The record is from RefSeq and is a predicted model, not a curated record. Lineage: Eukaryota; Viridiplantae; Streptophyta; Magnoliopsida; Fabales; Fabaceae.
AUGCAGGACAAGCCUUGGGUUGCUCUAUUGAGGGCGGAGUAUUUGAGGAAUGAGGGAGUUUUAGAUGACCCUGUCCCUUGCAAUGCUUCUCAUGUUUGGAAGAGUAUCUCAAAGGCUUUUGGUGCUCUUAAGGAUGCCUUCUCUUGUUGGCUAGCCAAAAGAAAGUUUGACUGGAACGAGCAUGAUAAUUGGUUGUGGGUAUGGCGACUGCAUAUUCCUGAGAAGUACAAGUUCUUGAUUUGGCUCAGUCUUCAUAAUGCUAUUCCUGCGACAGAGUUUCGUUUGGGUCGUGGUUUAGUUUUAUCUAGCACUUGUCAUCGGUGUCAGAAUGGUUAUGAAUCCAUUCUUCAUUGUCUUCGGGAGUGCCCUAGUGCCAAGGAGGUCUGGAACCUUUUAGGCAUGUAUUCAGAUAACUCGAAUUUACAUGAUUGGCUCUAUAGAGGUGCAAGGAGUGGAGAUAUUUUUCUUUUCUUUUCGACCAUCUGGUGGAUUUGGAGAAGCAAGAAUCAUGACUUAUUUAAUAUAGAUGAUUCAUGGAGUGCUAGUAAAAUGGUGAGUUUGAUUCGUAGUUUAGUAAGGGAAUUUCACACUAUUUUUGCUAUGCAUCAAUCUAUGUCUCCUCCUUCACUUUGUUUGCAUUGGGUUCCGCCUCCAGUUCAUUCUGUUAAAUUGAAUUGUGAUGCUAGUUGGUUUGCUCCUUUUGGCUAUGCUGGUUUUGGUUGUAUCAUUCGCAAUCCUGAUGGAUGUUGGUUGAAAGGUUGCACGGGGAAAGUCGAAGUGUGCAGUGUUCUUUUUGCUGAAUUGUAUGCAAUUUGGAGAGGUUUACUUCUUGCUUGGGAGAGUGGAUUUCGUGAGGUUAUUUGUGAAACAGACUGUUUAGAAUCUCUUUUCUUGGUAAACUAA